Molecule: messenger RNA, 696 nt
Organism: Mytilus californianus (California mussel)
Lineage: Eukaryota; Metazoa; Mollusca; Bivalvia; Mytilida; Mytilidae
Product: delta-like protein C
Exons: 8
Coding region: 1-696 (231 amino acids)
Biological process (GO): heterophilic cell-cell adhesion; actin filament depolymerization; establishment or maintenance of epithelial cell apical/basal polarity
Cellular component (GO): plasma membrane; protein-containing complex; actin cytoskeleton
Molecular function (GO): calcium ion binding; actin binding
Source: RefSeq, a predicted model, not a curated record
AUGGAUAACCAGCCUUGUUUUCAUGAUGGCAGUAGUUCUAUAUCAGGAAACAGCUUCAAUUGCAACUGUUCAGAUGGAUAUUCUGGAAAAUUUUGUGAAGUAACACCAUGUUCAAACAACCCAUGUCUUCACAACGGUAACUGCUCUGUGGCAAGCAGUAACUUCACCUGCAGUUGCCCUGCGGGAUAUUUUGGAGACUCAUGUGAAGUAACGCCAUGCAUAAGUAGUCCUUGUCAAAACUCGGGAACAUGUUUCAGUGUGGAUGGAACUUAUGCAUGUGCAUGUCAGACAGGAUAUUCAGGCACACGUUGUGAAGUUACACCUUGCAGUGGAAACAUCUGUUUGAACCAGGGAACUUGUUCCAUUGUAAAUAGUUUAUUUAGAUGUACGUGCAAGUCUGGGUUUUCAGGAAGAUAUUGUUUAGUGACUCCCUGCACAUCAAACCCUUGUCGAUGUGGAACAUGUUCUGUAUCAGGUGGUAGUUAUGCAUGCAGUUGUCCAUCUGGACUCCAGGGCAAUCGAUGUGAAGGUGGUGUUCAGAGUCCAGAUGAAGCUCCAAUGAAAGAAAAGAUGAUAUAUGCAUCCAGUAAAGACGCUGUAAAAAAGAAAUUACAGGCUAUAAAAAUAGAAGUGCAAGCAAAUGACCUGGGUGAUUUAGACGAGGCAGAUAUUGAAGCUAAAUUGAAAACAAUUUAG